ACUGUGGCGGCUUGGAGUAGGUAGUUCGGUAGGGAGGGAGAUCAAACUGCGCGCCAUGGGUUUCCCUUUACGCUUCUUAUCAUCAUUGUCGUUGUGCCUCUUGGCCCUCCUCCUCCACCGGGCCACGGUGACAAGUGGGUGUUUCAGCAUGGAGAGGGAGGCACUGUUGGACUUCAAAGCCGGCAUCCACGACACCCAUAACCGGCUAUCUUCUUGGACGGGCCACCACUGUUGCACAUGGAAGGGAGUGGCCUGCGACACCACCACUGGCCACGUCGUCAUGCUCGACCUCCGAAACACAAAUUCUACAGAUGAUUGGGCAUUACGCGGUGAGAGGAUGAACUCGUCAUUGCUUGCUUUAUCUCAUCUGAAGCACUUGGAUCUUAGCUUCAAUAAUUUCAGCGGGAUCCGCAUGCCGGAAUUCAUCGGCUCCUUCAAGAAACUGAGAUACCUCAAUCUAUCUUCUACACGAUUCAUGGGAGGAAUACCUGCUCGGCUGGGGAACCUUUCGAGCCUCUACGUUCUUGAUCUAAGCGUUGCCUUAUACGUCGAUGAUUAUGGAGACAGAUAUCCCGUCGACAACCUCGACUGGCUCUCCCAUCUCACGUCCUUGAAGCACCUGGACUUGAGCUGGUUGAAGCUAACCGGUGCCCCAGAUUGGUUCUCAUCCGUGAACAUGCUGCCAUCCCUCCAAGUGUUAAGUAUGUCUUAUGUUGGUCUCGAUACCAUCCCAGCUUCUGUUGUCCAUGUCAACUUCACCUCCUCUCUUACCGUCCUUGAUCUCUCCUAUAAUCAUUUCGACUCCACCUUACCCAAAUGGUUGUGGAAUAUUACUAGUCUUACCCAUCUUGAUCUCUAUUAUUCUGGGUUAUAUGGCAUUAUUCCCGAUGCAAUCGGAGACUUGGGCUCUCUUACUUUUCUUAAUCUAGGAGACAAUCAACUCGAGGGUACCGUACCGAGAUCCAUGGUUGAUCUCCGUAGACUGAAAGAAUUACAUAUGCAAGGCAACCAAUUGACAGGAAAUUUAUUCAACGGUUCCAUGCCUUCCUCCUCCGUUGGUAAGUUGUCUAAUCUCACUGAAUUGAAUCUCGCUGGAAAUUCUCUGGGAGGUGUCAUUUCAGAAGUUCAUUUUGAGAAUCUUACCAGAUUGCAAGUAUUAGACUUGUAUGACAACUCCAUCACCAUAUCAAUUGGCCAAAGUUGGGUCCCCUCUUUCCAACUCAGAUUAGUAUAUUUAACCAAUUGUCAGUUGGGACCUCAAUUUCCAGAAUGGUUGCAGUUUCAAACACAGAUCGAAGAAUUACAUUUGGCAGACUGUAAAAUUGCAGGGACAAUGCCCGCUUGGUUUGGGAAUAUUUCAUCUUCUACCAUCACAUAUUUAGACCUUUCCAACAACCAAAUAGGAGGCAAGCUGCCAUCUUCUUUUAACUUCACGAAGUUGGAAAUAUUAUAUUUGGACUCCAACAGAUUUGAAGGUCCAUUGCCAACGAUGCUACCGUCUACACUUCAAACUCCAUACCUCUCCAAUAAUUCCUUUACAGGGCAAUUGCCGAUAUGGCCCCAUGUUAGAUUUGUGUCAAUCUCAGAUAACAUACUUGACGGUGGCUUAUCUUCAUCAAUCUGCCAAUGGACAUAUCUCCAAUAUCUUGACCUUUCGAACAACAAAUUACUUGGUGAGAUCCCUUAUUGUCCGGGAAAAUCAUUACAAAAUCUUUAUAUCUUGAAUUUGGGCAACAAUCACUUCUCGGGCGAAAUUCCACACACGAUCGGAUUUUUAAGUGAGCUUCAGCUAUUGCAACUAAAAAAUAACAGUUUUUCGGGUGAGGUUCCUUUGUCAUUGAAAAAUUGUACAGAGUUACAGUUUCUUGAUCUGGCUCAAAAUAAUCUUGUCGGAAGUAUAACGCUAUGGAUGGGAGAAAAUCUACAACAACUGAAAGUACUUCGUCUACGUUCAAAUAUGUUUUCUGGAGUUAUUCCCUGGCAACUUGCUUGAUUUAAGAGGCUUCAAAUAUUGGAUCUUGCAAAUAAUAAUCUAUCUGGAUCAAUACCUCACAACAUUGGUAAUUUAAGUGCCAUGAGAUCUACAUCACAAUAUUAUUAUUUUUGUCCUGUUGAAUUAGAUGUCUUUACAAAGGGACAAGAUCUUUAUUAAUAUAAAUCUUAUGAAAAGUAUGGAUCUUUCGAACAA
Molecule: messenger RNA, 2188 nt
Organism: Musa acuminata AAA Group (dessert banana)
Lineage: Eukaryota; Viridiplantae; Streptophyta; Magnoliopsida; Zingiberales; Musaceae
Product: receptor-like protein EIX2
Exons: 1
Coding region: 56-1993 (645 amino acids)
Molecular function (GO): protein binding
Source: RefSeq, a predicted model, not a curated record